CGUCGGUAACGUGGAAAGAGAUAUCCAUCCACCGUCCCGUGUCCGAAGCUCCGAAUCCGAACCACUGCGCCGCGCCGCCGCCACCUCCCGCGCGAGAAAUUUCUUCUCCUUCCUCCACGGUAUCAAAUCCUCCCUAAAUUGCUCGCCGGACCUGAGGAGGCGGCGCGGCGAUGGAGCACGGGUCGGUGACGGACUCGACCGCGUCCACGUUCUCCAUCAUGGAGGAGGACCACACCCUCGCCAACUCCGCCAGAUUCGUCCUCAACCAGGACCCAAGGGUAGCAUUUUGUGGAUAUAGCAUCCCUCAUCCUGCUGACAAGAAAAUCAACAUUAGAGUUCAGACGACAGGAGAUCCAGCAAAGGAUGUACUGAAAGAUGCUUUGCAGGAUCUGAUGGUUAUGUGCCAGCAUGUCAGAGGGACUUUUGACAAUGCAGUGACUAACCACAGAGCAAAGAAACCUGCAUAAGUCAGAAAUAGAAUCGCUGAAGCAUGCAUCAGGAGACAAAGAAACCUGCAUAAGUCAGAAAUAGAAUCGAUGAAGCACCCGUCAUGGUGGAGACAAACGCGAUAUUUCUAUGCUUUAUGACAAUUUUGCUAAAAUCUUAGUAUUUGGAUAAGCACUGUUACUGCAAACAUCUUGGCUUACAAAAGUCACUGCUUUGGAAAGAGUCAGAGCUCAUCGUCAGAUUGAGGUUUCUGUUGUAAUUGAUGUAUGCACUGGCUUCCUUUUGUGUAACACAAACUCUUGCAGUUUAUGGCAAACUACUUUCACCAGUAUUUAUAUGGCGACUGAAACUAUAUCUAUUAUGUAAGUUAUGCUCCCAAA
Messenger RNA from Panicum virgatum (switchgrass), 827 nucleotides. RefSeq names its product DNA-directed RNA polymerases I and III subunit RPAC2-like. The coding region runs from base 171 to 467 and encodes 98 amino acids. Gene Ontology annotation, cellular component: RNA polymerase I complex; RNA polymerase III complex. Gene Ontology annotation, molecular function: protein dimerization activity; DNA-directed RNA polymerase activity. NCBI's taxonomy places the organism in Eukaryota, Viridiplantae, Streptophyta, Magnoliopsida, Poales, Poaceae. The transcript has 4 exons. The record is from RefSeq and is a predicted model, not a curated record. Gene Ontology annotation, biological process: DNA-templated transcription.